This is a messenger RNA of Penicillium cinerascens, 1608 nucleotides long. RefSeq names its product elongation of very long chain fatty acids protein. Gene Ontology annotation, molecular function: fatty acid elongase activity. Gene Ontology annotation, biological process: fatty acid elongation, monounsaturated fatty acid; very long-chain fatty acid biosynthetic process; fatty acid elongation, saturated fatty acid. The coding region runs from base 1 to 1608 and encodes 535 amino acids. The transcript has 2 exons. Gene Ontology annotation, cellular component: endoplasmic reticulum membrane. Lineage: Eukaryota; Fungi; Ascomycota; Eurotiomycetes; Eurotiales; Aspergillaceae. The record is from RefSeq and is a predicted model, not a curated record.
AUGUUCGACAUCAACGUGCCCUCCCAGUUUGGUCUGGCCACCGUCCGCAUCGCCCUGCCUCCCGCCUCGCUCCUCAAAUUUCCUCCCAACGAGCUCCCCGAGACCGUCCCGGCGCCUCACGUCUCCGGAUGGACGUGGAAACAGCCCUUCAACAUUCCGAAUGGCCUCUAUAAUCAAGCUCUGGACGUGCGGGUCCCUAUCACCAUCGCCAGCGUCUAUGCGCUCACCGUGCUCCUGAUCAAUCGCAUCAAUAAGGCCCGCGGCUACAAGCCCUACGCCUUCAGCAACUCGCGACUUUUCAAGGUCUUCGUGGUGCUACACAAUGUUUUCCUGGCCGUCUACUCGGCGUGGACUUUCGUCGGCAUGCUCCAGGCAUUCGGUAACUCCUGGCCGGACCGCGACCAGCCUAAUGGCCUGGUCGGCGUGGUGGACUCGCUGUGCAAGAUCAACGGACCCCGUGGCUACGGCAAUGCGGCUACCUACAGCCCGUUGACUGACCAGUGGUCCAUUCCCAACUCCACGCUCAAGCUGGCUGGCGGUCAACCCGACCCUAGCGACGUCGGCCGUCUCUGGAACCAGGGUCUGGCUUACUUCGGCUGGAUCUUCUACCUGUCCAAGUUCUACGAGGUCGUUGACACGGCUAUUAUCCUUGCCAAGGGCAAGAAAAGCUCCACCCUGCAAACGUACCACCACGCCGGUGCCAUGAUGUGCAUGUGGGCCGGUAUCCGUUAUAUGGCGGCUCCCAUUUGGAUCUUCUGCCUAGUCAACUCGGCUAUUCACGCCAUGAUGUACACCUACUACACGUGCACUGCUCUGCGCAUCCGCGUCCCCAACCUGAUCAAGCGCAGCUUGACAUCCAUGCAGAUCACUCAAUUUGUGUUCGGCACGAACAUGGCCGCUGCCUACCUUUUCGUCCACUACACCAUUCCCUACCCGGCUGGAAGUUCUGCUCUGCGCCACCUUGCCCAGGCUGUUCCCGCUGUGGCCAAUGCUACCGCCGAGGCCGGAGUCGUGCCAUGGCUCAAAAAGCUGGCUUUCCGCGCCGCCGGUGCGGAGGGUAUUGCCGAGAAUGUGGGUGGAGCUGCCACUGCUCCUCGCGAAGGAUACACCCAGAAAAUGGUGACUUGCAUGGACACUUCUGGCCAGGCCUUUGCCAUCUGGCUCAACGUCUCUUACCUGCUCCCCUUGACCUACCUAUUCGUGCGCUUCUUUGUCCGCUCCUACCUCAACCGCAAGGACCCCGGUCUCAAGCAGCCUACCCACAUGGAGGCCGCUGAGAAGGCCGGUGUGGAUGCCCUUAAGGGUCUGAGUCGCGCAAUUCAACGGGCUGCCAUCGAGGGUGAGAACAGCGAAACCACCGACGACGAGGUUAUCCGCGCACACGUCCAGAAGAUUGUUGAGCAGACGACCCAGGACUCUCCCAUCCGGACCCGGGCUUCCGCUGCCAACAAGGCAAAGGCCGAUGCGUCGCAGUCUGGCUCGGACGAGGGCUUUUCCACCGUGAAGAAGGGUGCGAAGAAGCAGACCAAGAGCGAGCAGAAGACGAGCUCAAGCUCUCCGACUGCAAAGGGUGAUAACCCGUUCGGAGUGCUCGAUAGAAACGCGUGA